Caenorhabditis briggsae is the source of this 609-nucleotide messenger RNA. Bases 1 to 609 code for a protein of 202 amino acids. NCBI's taxonomy places the organism in Eukaryota, Metazoa, Nematoda, Chromadorea, Rhabditida, Rhabditidae. Gene Ontology annotation, molecular function: protein binding. The transcript has 5 exons. The record is from RefSeq and is a predicted model, not a curated record.
AUGUUUUUGCAGCAACAAAAACCAGUGGAUGUAACGGACGAAGUUCAAACUGUUCUAACAGAAAUUACCGAAGAUGUUUUCUUCAAUUGCAACGUUCGUUACGAGUACACUUCAGUCCCUAUCAUUUCAAUGACGGAACUUUCCCAUGAAAUGUUCCUCCCAUCGGAUAAAAACGAUGCGAUUCUUGAAGUGGAUGGAAUGCAACUUCAUGUGAAUAAAUCAUUCCUCUCAUACCAUUCUGAUUUCUUCUCCACCUUAUUCUCUUCCAAUUUCAAAGAGGGGCAAAUGGAAGUGCACAAUUUAUCCAAAGACUGUGUUUCCAAAUGGCAUCACAAAAGUGUUCCAAAACUUUUGGAACUCGCCGAUCGAUUCAUGAUCCCAUCUGUUAUACACCACGUCGAAUAUCAUCUUCUGCAUUACACAAAAAUUGUAAACGAGAAUUUGAUGUGGAUGGCUGAUAGAUACGGAAUGGAUUUGCUGUUGGAGAAAAUGAUCAAUGAGUUGGAGAAUGUAGCGAGAGCAAGAAAAUUGAAGGCGUCGUCGGAUUACAUGAAGUUGUCUGAUAAGAUAAAGGCGAAGAUUCUGGAUAAGGUUAUGACGAUUAUUUGA